Messenger RNA from Bursaphelenchus xylophilus (pine wood nematode), 2011 nucleotides. NCBI's taxonomy places the organism in Eukaryota, Metazoa, Nematoda, Chromadorea, Rhabditida, Aphelenchoididae. The record is from the annotation of a GenBank genome assembly.
AUGUACGCUUCCAGAGUUUUCUGUAAAGGUAACCAUUAAUUUUAAUAAUAAUUUGUUGCAGAGUCAUAUCGUCUUGUCGUUGUUGGUGCUGGGACCGGUGGAACUGCAAUUGCUGCUCAGUUUUCUAAUUCAUUGCCCAAGGGCCAAAUUGCAAUUAUUGAUAGCUCACCGGUAAUUGAUAAUUCAAAACAUACACAGACUUAGGUCCAUUAUUAUCAACCAGGCUUCACUUUGCUUGGUGGGGGCUUGGCGCCUCCGGCUACUCUCCGAAAAGAGCGUCAAAGUACCUUAGCCAAGAAUGUGAAAUGGAUCAAGGACGAUGUCAGGGAGUUCAACGCUAAAGACAACUCGAUAACAUUAGGGUUGGUCUCUUAAUUUCGCCAACCCUUUCUAGUUACUGGGCAACUUCUUUAUCAAUUGUCAUUAUUUUCACGUAAAGAAAUUAAUAAUGUCAUUCUAGGAACGGAACUGACGUUGGUUAUGAUUACUUGGUGAUAGCCACAGGUCUGGAUACAAGAUACGAUCUAAUAGAAGGAUGUGAGAACGCCUUGGAGGAUGAAACAUCUGGAGUUUGCAGUAUAUACAGAUUUGAUCUGGCUCAGAAAACUUACUUACAAUUGCAAAAGUUUACUGGAGGCACAGCUGUUUUUACAUUUCCAAAUACACCAAUCAAGUGCCCUGGGGCACCACAAAAAAUAUGUUACAUGGCUGACGAAAUAUUCAAAAAGGUGACUAAAGACAAUAUAUACCCAGUACCCGCAUAUUUGCAGAAUCAAGUUCGAGAUAAGACCAAGAUCAUCUUCAACAACACUUUGGGAGUCAUCUUCGAGGUCAAGAAAUACGAAGAGGCCUUGUUGAAGGUGUUGAAGGAAAAGGAUAUUUUCUUUAAUUCCAGAAAAAACCUGAUUAAAGUGGACGCUCAGAAUAAAAUAGCCACAUUCCAGAUUGUUGAUGAACAAAGAAAACCCACGGAAAAGUUUGAGGAAGUAAAAGUAGGUUUAAUAGAACAUAAAUACGGGCAAGAUAUCAAUCACAAGGUUGUCAAUUCGUAUGUUUCCAGUAUGAUCUGCUCCAUGUGGGACCUCCUUGCACUCCAGUUAAGGCUCUACGUGAUGCUGCCGCCUCAGGGAAUCCCUUGACUGACGCUGUUGGUUGGGUUAAGGUCAACGAGAAGUCCCUGCAGUCUACUGAAUUCAAAAAUGUAUUUGCCUUUGGCGACUGUGCUGGUACAACCAACAAGAAGACUGCUGCUGCUGUCGGUAUGCACUAACAAAUGACUAAAAGACCAUUUCUGAGUCAGUGCAUUAAGUGCACAUAAAAAAGUGAUUUCGAGUUUUUCAUAAAAAUGCCCGUCGUCAGAUCCGAAUUAAAAACGAACAGUUUUACUGUUUUAAAAGUAAUCUUCUCUAGCUGUCGUAUUUAAUUUUUGACGGCUACUGAAUUUUUUGACGCUUGCGAUGCUGAUGAAAGCAUUAUUUUUUUGCUUUUACUACUGUAACAUGACGUAAUACCGUAUUGUCCGCUAAGAACGGCCGUGAAGAUCAACUUUGGCUAGCUAGUUAAACAAUUUUGCAAUAUUUUUAUAAGCAUUGGCCCGAUCUGCACCAAAUAAAAUCUGCCCUAAACAGAAGGUUGCGAUUUACACGGUUGAUGCACAGACUUAGAAAUCGUCCUUUAACUGGGCCUAUUGAUCACCUCCUUGCUUUUAGCCCAUCAACUUCGAACUGUAAAUCAAAAUCUGCAAGCUGUGAUGAAGAAGGGUGAGAUCAAGGAAGAAUACGAUGGUUAUGCUUCUUGUCCUUUGGUCAUCGACUCCAAGCAUGUUAUUCUAUCCGAAUUCAAUCAUCAAGGACCGAUCGAAACCUUGCCCAUUAACCAGGCUAUCCCGUCUUACACCAAUUACUGGAUUACUCGUUACUUUCUUCCCUGGUUGUAUUGGUCUCUUCAUUUGAAGGGUCAAUGGAUGGGACCAAGAAAGAUUCGGAAGAUUUUGAGAUUGGGAAGGGAUUAG